Messenger RNA from Aspergillus versicolor CBS 583.65, 1359 nucleotides. RefSeq lists its product as uncharacterized. Gene Ontology annotation, biological process: lipid biosynthetic process. The transcript is spliced from 4 exons. Bases 1 to 1359 code for a protein of 452 amino acids. The record is from RefSeq and is a predicted model, not a curated record. Lineage: Eukaryota; Fungi; Ascomycota; Eurotiomycetes; Eurotiales; Aspergillaceae.
AUGACAUCCACCCUGUCAUAUUAUGCCCACCCAUAUGCGCAGCAGAUUGCCCUCCAUGCGUUGAAGCGGAUUAACGGUGCACGGCUAAAGUUUAUUCUUCAAUACAAAGAACCGCCAGAGGAGAUCCAGGUUGGGGAGACCGGAUCCGAGAAGUCCGACUCGACUGUGGUGCUCCGCGUUCGCAGCCCCAACGUGUGGAUGAGAAUAUGCUCAUGUUUCGACCUAGGCUUUGCAGAGGCCUAUAUGUUCCAAGAAGUCGACUGCGAUGACCUCGGUCGAAUAUUCGACAUCUACAUCAAGAACAAAAACCGCAUUGGUUCAGGGAAUCCACUACUCCAACUUCUCCCCCGAGUCGCAUGGCUCCUCCAACCAACCAACAGCAUCCAAGAAGCGCGCCAAAAUAUCUCCUCCCACUACGACACCUCCAACGAGCUCUUCAGCGCCUUCCUCUCGCCGGAUCUGAACUACUCCUGCGCGCACUGGUCCGGCGAUCCCGCAGAGCCCCUCGAGUCUGCUCAGGACCGCAAAGUCCGCAACCUCCUAUCAAAAGCACAGCUUUCGUCAUCACACCACGUCCUAGACAUCGGCUGCGGCUGGGGCGAUCUGAGUAUCAAAGCGGCGCAGAUCUACGGGUGUCGCGUAACAGGCCUAACCCUGUCAGAGAGACAGAAGAGUCUCGCUGAGGAGCGGAUCAAGGCAGCGGGGCUACAGGAUCGGGUAAGUAUCCUUCUUUGCGACUACCGGAAGGCGUCUGCGCCAGAGCAGGGUGGGUUCUAUGACCGCGUUAUCUCGGUGGGAAUGUUCGAGCAUGUUGGGCCGGAAUACCUGGAUGAGUACUUUGAGACUAUCUCUAAGCUUCUGCAUCCUACCCAUGGAGUGAUGGUGAUUGAUGGGAUUACUAUGACCAACAAGCUACGCGAGACGAAAUCCAAAAUCCCAACAUUCAUCGGCCGCUACGUCUUCCCAGGCGGCUACUUACCAACAAUCCACAUGCUCUUCGACGCGCUCCACCAGGGCUCAGGUGGAAGUCUAGAAGUAACAUCUGCCCUGAACAUCGGCCCCCAUUACGGCAAAACCCUCUUGGCCUGGCAGGACAAUUUCCUGCACAACUGGGCCAAGAUUGAAUCGGACUACCGGGCCGCACGCCCGGGGGUGGCAGAUGCCGAAGUCGAGGCGUUUCGCCGGCAAUGGCUUUACUACUUUCGGUACUGCGAUGCGGCGUUUCGUACGAGGUUGUUGGGGAAUUACGUUAUUGUUGCGGCGAGGACGCCGGAGCAGAUGGUUGAGGUGGAUGCGGGUAAUACUUCUGCGGAUGCGAUGUUUGAGGAGAAAGUGAUCGGCGAUGGUAUAGCAUACUAA